Molecule: messenger RNA, 1221 nt
Organism: Sinocyclocheilus grahami
Lineage: Eukaryota; Metazoa; Chordata; Actinopteri; Cypriniformes; Cyprinidae
Product: doublecortin domain-containing protein 2C
Exons: 12
Biological process (GO): intracellular signal transduction
Cellular component (GO): microtubule organizing center; microtubule
Source: RefSeq, a predicted model, not a curated record
AUGUCUGGUUGGGGGUCUCAUGCGCAUCCUCCAACCAAAAUGGUUCUUGUGUUCAGGAACGGAGAUGCUUUUUAUCCCGGACGAAAGUUUGUUAUCAAUCAACGCCAGUCAUUCACUUUUGACAGCUUUCUGAACACUGUCACUCGAGGCAUCACAGCUCAUUUUGGGGCAGUGCAAAAUAUUUACACCCCUAACAAGGGUCACAGGGUGAUGGAUCUGGAGCAGCUGGUAAAUGGAGAGAUAUAUGUGGCAGCCGGAGCAGAGAGACUGAAAAAAAUGGACUAUCGUCGCAUAACAACACAGAAACCAGCAAAAAAGAAAAGUGAACCGAUCCAACCUGUGGUUCACAGCAGAAUAAUUGUCCCAGCUCGAUGGAAGAGAAUCAGUAAUGAGUUGUGCAUCAUCAAUGUUUUUACCAAUGGAGAUAUAUUGGUUCCUCCAGCCAUGGUGCUGAUUCCAAAACACACGCUUGCUAGCUGGGAAAAUGUGUUGGCCAUGGUGACCGAGAGAGUUCAUCUUCGCUCUGGAGCUGUGCACAGAUUGUGCAUGCUGAAUGGGAGGCCUGUACGUGGAUCGUAUGAGCUACAGAAUAACCACUAUUAUGUUGCUGUAGGGAAAGAGAGGUUCCGGUCUUUGCCGUAUCAUCUGGCUCCAAGCAAAAAAGUAAUCCACAACAUCACCGAUGUGAUCAACAAUGGCAUUCUUCCAGUACUAAAAAAAGAAAAACAAGACAAAACUUUGUUCGCAAAACCAAGAGUGGACAGCACCGGCUCUGUUUUUUACGCCAAACAGCCUGGGCAGGGCUCGCAAAUCCCAGAUCUCUAUACUACGGCGGAAAAAAGUGUCUUCAGAGCCACCAACAAAAGGAAGGAGGCAGUAGUACCAUCUGAAGUACUGGAAGAUGAAAAUAUGAAGGUGGAUCUUCCCAUUGAACAGAUGUAAGUAAAAGAAGUUGAAGAUGAACAAAACUCCUACAAAGACCCCAGACCAGAAAAUGGUAGUGAUAGCCCUGUCAAAAGCUUUACAAACCAUCCAAACGCAGCUUUUUCCCCAAGGUUGUCCCCUUUUAGAACCAAUAAGGACACCAAGAGGGAGGAGAUGUCCUCAAAGAAGGGUGGAAUACGAUCGCAAAUGUCUACGUUUUUAAAGGACCUCAAAAUAGAUGGCAGUCCUCCAGUGUCCAUUGGAAACAGGAAACUCUUCACAGAUGUCAAAGAAUAA